AUGUUGCUGAAAGUCCUGACCGACUUCCUUCGCACUCCCCCCUCCCCUCCCAGGUCUCUGGGCGGACCCCCCUCCCUCAGGUAUGCCAAGGUGUGCUAUCACUUCGUGGCCCGCAACCCCAACGAGCUCUCCGUCACCCAGGGAGAUAUCUUGGAGAUCCUGGGGCAGGAUAAGAACUGGUGGUGUUUGAGGAGUCGUAGUGGUCAGGAGGGAUACGUCCCCUGCAACAUCCUCAAGGCUACAGACCAACCGCCCCAACGCAGGAGCCCAGGAACUCUCAUCUCACAGCCUCCACAGCAGAGUAAGGCCCAUGCUUCCAGUGUGCCAGUGAGUCCGUACCCGCCCACCGCCCCCAUCACCAGCGUGCCCGUCACUGCCCCCGUGAGCGUGCACGUAAGCCCACCAGUGAGUGCGCCAGUGAAUGCACCAGUGACAUCAGUGGCCGUGAGCGGAGCCGAGCGAAUAGGGAGGUCCCGGUCACCACAGCCACCCGACAGUCGUACGCAGGUGAAUGACGAGCUUCUCCAGCGGAUUACGUCCAAUAAGAGUACAGCUCCGGCGCGUAACUAUCGCGUGGACCCGCCCACCUCCUUCCCCACCCCCCUCACAGAUCAAUCGGAGGCCUGGGAAGUCAAGACAUGGCUCAAUGCCAAGGGCUUCAGCAAGAUGACGGUGAGCUGUCUGGGUAUUCUAUCAGGAGCUCAGCUGUUCUCUCUGACUAAAGAUGAACUGAAAGCAGUGUGUGGAGACGAAGGAUCACGAGUAUACAGCCAAGUCACUGUACAGAAGACACAACUAGAGCAGUUCCAGGGCACCACGGAACUGGAGGUGAUCAUGAGGAGACGACAGGAGGAGGUGGAUGCCUUCACAUACUGA
Engraulis encrasicolus (European anchovy) is the source of this 876-nucleotide messenger RNA. RefSeq names its product epidermal growth factor receptor pathway substrate 8b (gene eps8b). The transcript is spliced from 6 exons. Gene Ontology annotation, biological process: positive regulation of ruffle assembly; Rho protein signal transduction; regulation of Rho protein signal transduction. Gene Ontology annotation, cellular component: vesicle; ruffle membrane; plasma membrane. Gene Ontology annotation, molecular function: actin binding. Lineage: Eukaryota; Metazoa; Chordata; Actinopteri; Clupeiformes; Engraulidae. The record is from RefSeq and is a predicted model, not a curated record. Bases 1 to 876 code for a protein of 291 amino acids.